Molecule: messenger RNA, 882 nt
Organism: Micropterus dolomieu (smallmouth bass)
Lineage: Eukaryota; Metazoa; Chordata; Actinopteri; Centrarchiformes; Centrarchidae
Product: cell death-inducing p53-target protein 1 homolog
Exons: 5
Coding region: 36-851 (271 amino acids)
Molecular function (GO): zinc ion binding
Source: RefSeq, a predicted model, not a curated record
CUCUCGUGCUCUCGCUCAACAUUGACGCCCUAGCCAUGCAGCAGACCUUCAGCGAGGACAGGAGGAAGGCAGAGGACGAGAAAGACCGAGCUGCAGAUAUGAAGUUCCUGGAGGAGAUGAAGGAAACUCUUCUCUCGGUGAAGGACAACGUAGAAGAGAUCAAAGGCAUUGUGAUAGAGACCAAUAACAUGAUGAAGGACUUAAAAGCAGAACAAUCCAAUGCUCCAGCGUCCCCUGAACAGGAGACACCUCCUGCUCCCUUAAAAGCACAGGCUCCACCUCCCAUCCAGGCGUUCCAACAGGCCCCGGCCUACACACGGGCACCUCCACAAGUAUACCAACAGGCCCCGACCUACACACCGGCACCUCCACAAGUAUACCAACAGGCCCCGGCCUACACACCGGCACCUCCACAAGUAUACCAACAGGCCCCGGCCUACACACCGGCACCUCCACAAGUAUACCAACAGGCCCCGGCCUACACACCGGCUCCUCCACAAGUAUACCAACAGGCCCCGGCCUACACACCGGCACCUCCACAAGUAUACCAACAGGCCCCGGUGCUCCAGCCAAUGCCGGAGUUUCAACAGCAACAGACCCAGGUUGUGAUUGGUUCUGGUGACCUGGGUGACGUCCCCACCAUGACCACGUGUCAGCACUGCGGAGAGCGGGUCCAAACCAGAGUGGUGUAUCACAGCGGCGCCUUCGCCUGGCUGAUCUGCGGACUCUGCGUCGUGUUUGGGAUGGUGUUCGGCUGCUGUAUCAUCCCCUUCUUCAUGGACAGCUGCAAAGACGCUCACCACUUCUGCAGCAAAUGCAAUGUUCAGCUGUGUGUCCACAAGAGGAUGUAGUUUUCACACAGACACACGGAACUAACCCCUA